AUGUCUCAUCGGGCGGCCUCUACAGGGUCGUCACAUUCGACAUCGACAAUCCAAGAAGUGACCAUCAGAGAGAAAUCUGAGCUAUCGCUUCAAGGUGUAAUCGAUGAGAAACAUUCCAUACAAGAAACGUCUCCUAUCCACCAGCCCUCUACUACUACUGCUAAGGAUGAAUCGGACGACAAGAAAAAGAAGAAGAAAAAGGAGCCAUCUGUUCCCAUUUAUAAACUAUUUAGAUUUGCUACCAAACUCGACUUGUUGAUGAUCUUCAUUGCCUCUAUUUGCUCGCUUGGUAUUGGUGCCUUACAACCAACAAUCAUUGUUAUCUUUGGUCAAUUCAUCGAUACGCUCACUGAAGCUAUUCAAGCUGGUGAAAGUUUGGUGAGCGCCACCCACGAUGUCGUUCUCAUUUUUGUGUACUUUGGAACUGCCACCCUUGUUGCUGCAUACAUUGCCCAGUCCUUUUGGAUCAUGACAGGAGAAAACCAAACUCGACGGAUUCGUGAGCUUUAUGUUCAUAGCAUUUGUCGCCAAGAUAUGGGCUGGUUUGACAAAGCUGAAGAAGGUUCACUCACCACUCGUCUCGCUGCCGAUACACAACUCAUUCAAGAUGGCAUCUCUGAAAAAUUUGGUCUACUAUUGACUGCCAUUGCAGCUUUUAUUGCCGGCUUUAUUAUUGCUUUUGUAAAAGGAUGGAAUCUCGCGGUGAUCAUUCUUGCCCUGUUGCCCAUCUUGGGUGGCACUGGAGGUCUCAUCGGAUGGUUGAUUUCCAAGUUUACCCUUGAAGCACAAAACUCGUAUGCGUUAGCUGGUGCUACAGCCGAGCAAGUGUUGUAUGGUAUUCGUACCGUGUAUUCAUUCUCUUUGCAAGAACGGUUUGCCGCCCUCUAUGCCAAACAACUUGUCAAUGCACGUAAAACAGGUGUCAAACGUGGUGUAUCCCUUGGAUUAUUGUUUGGCUUCUUUUUGUUUGUCCUUUUCUGUACCUAUGGCUUAUCCUUUUGGUAUGGUGGCAAGCUCGUUUCCGAAGGCAAGAUGACUGGCACGCAAGUCUUGAUGUCAUUCUUCUCAAUGAUCAUUGGUGCUAUGGCGCUCAUGCAAUUGCCUACCAACAUUUCGGCUGUUUCCACUGCAUGUGGCGCUGCAUACAAGAUCUUCUCCACCAUCGACCGCAUUCCUCCCAUCGAUGUCGACAAUGAAGGCGGUAUCAAACCGGCCACCGUUGUGGGUGAAAUUGAAUUCAAGAAUGUCCAAUUCAAGUAUCCUACGCGACCUGAUGUUACCAUUCUCAAGGAUCUCACCCUCAAGAUCAAGCCUGGCAUGACAGUAGCCUUCGUGGGUCCUUCUGGUUCCGGCAAAUCCACCAGUGUCCAAUUGAUUCAGCGUUUCUAUGACCCCCUCGCUGGUCAAGUUACGCUUGAUGGCCAUGAUCUCAAGAACCUCAAUGUCAAAUGGCUCCGACAACAGAUUGGUGUCGUCAGCCAAGAACCUGUUUUAUUCAAUAUGACCAUCCGCCAGAACCUUCUUAUGGGCGUGGAUCGUGAAGAUGUCCCUCGUGAAGAGAUUAUUGAAGCCUGCAAGAAAGCCAACUGCCACACUUUCAUCUCGCAGCUCUCGGACGGUUAUGAUACCCUCGUAGGCGAACACGGAGGUAUGCUUUCUGGAGGCCAAAAGCAGCGUGUUGCCAUUGCUCGUGCUAUUCUAAAGAAUCCUAGCAUCUUGUUAUUGGAUGAGGCUACUUCCGCUUUGGAUACCCAAUCUGAACGUCUUGUUCAACGUGCUCUCGAUGUCGCUGCUGCUGAUCGAACGACCAUCGUCAUCGCUCAUCGUUUGAGUACCAUCAGAAAUGCAGAUUUGAUCGUUGUCAUGGACAAGGGCGAUCUCGUUGAGCAAGGAACUCAUGAUGAACUCUUGGCGCUUGGUGGUGUUUACUCUGAACUCGUCAAGAAGCAGCAAAUCGCUACCAAGCAAGUGGGUGGCACUGAUGAAGACGAAGACAGCGAUGAAGAGGCCAUGAUGCAAAAGGAGACUGAAGAACUUCUCAAGCAACAAAAGAAGAUUGAAGAAUUGGCAGCUGCUGAAAAGGACAACAAAUCGGAUCAUCUUGUACGCAUGAGCACCGUUUCAUCCAUUGAUGCCUUUGAGCUUAAGCUUCGUAAGGAGAAACAAGAACGUAAAUUGCGCAUGAAGCAAAAGGCACCCAUCGGCAAAAUCAUUCGACAAAUGCGCCCUGAAUGGCCACUCAUUGCUGCUGGCAUCGCUGGUGCUGCUAUCGCUGGUGCCAUCUUCCCCUGCUUCUCGCUCAUCUUUGCAAAGGUUGUGGCAGUAUUGGUCAUGAGCCCACCUGAUCAAAUUGCACCUGGGCCAUUAGAAGGAGCAAACUUGUAUGCCUUCGUCUUUGUCAUGUUUGGAUUGGCUUCUAUCCUUGGUUUCUCAACUCAAAUUGCAAGCUUCGAGGUCGCUGGUGAACGAUACACGGAGCGUUUGAGAGCUGAUAUCUUCCGAGCUUAUUGUAAACAAGAAAUUGGCUUUUUCGACGAUGAAGAUAACAGUAUGGGUGCACUCACAUCAAAACUCGCUAUCGAUUCCAAGAAUGUCAACGAAAUGGUCACCAAAGUAUGGGGUGAUGUUGCUCAAAUCUGCUCCACUGCCAUUACUGGUCUCGUGAUUGCUUUUGUUUACAGCGCAGUGCUCACAGGAUGCGUAUUGACAAUCUCGCCAUUUAUUGCAUUUGCAAGCUACUUUGAAGGAAAGAUCCACCGUGGAUUUGAAGAUGAAACCGCCAAAGCCAAUGAACAGAGUGGUGAGGUUGCUGGUGAAGCUAUCAAGGAGAUCCGCACUGUUGCCGCAUUGAACAAGCAAGCUCAUUUCGAAGCCAAAUUCAGUCGUGCUCUUGAACGUCCCCAUCGCCUUGCCAGACGAAAGGCCUACUUGUCAUCUAUCGGGUUUGCUAUGCAACAAGGCAUUAUGAUGUAUAGCAACGCCGUGGCGUUUUAUGCUGGUGCCAAUUUCAUUGAUCAAGGACGCAUUGGCUUUGAAGAACUCAUGGUUGUCAUGAUGGCUGUUUUGAUUACUGCCCAAGGAUUGGGUCAUGGAAGUGUUUUCACAUCAACUUAUGCCAAGGCCAAGAACUCAGCUAUCGCAGCCUUUGAAGUACUUGAACGUACACCACACAUUGACCCUGACCUUGAAGGCAUGGAACCCGCUUCCUCCAAUAUCCACGGUGACAUCUCAUUCAAGGACAUCACAUUCAGAUACCCCGCUCGCCCUGAUAUUCCAAUCUUUGAUGGUGAAUUCAACCUUGAUGGCAAAUCAGGUCAAACCAUUGCCUUGGUGGGUCCUUCUGGUUGUGGCAAAUCGACCACUAUUGGUAUGCUUCAGCGCUGGUACGAUCCUAUUGAUGGCACGGUUCGCUUGGAUGAGCACAAUAUCAAGAACUUUACUUUGGGUAACCUACGUUCACACAUGGCAUUGGUUGGUCAAGAGCCCGUAUUGUUUGAUAUGACCAUUGGUGAAAACAUCCGAUUUGGUGUUGAUGAGAACAAGCACGUGACUCAAGAAGAAGUCGAAGCUGCAUGCAAGGCUGCCAACAUCCACAAGUUCAUUUCCGAAUUGCCCGAUGGUUAUGACACAAGAGUUGGUGACAAAGGAUCUCAAUUGUCUGGUGGCCAAAAGCAACGUAUUGCUAUCGCUCGUGCGUUGAUUCGCAAACCCAAGGUGUUGUUGCUUGAUGAAGCUACCUCUGCAUUGGAUAGUGAAUCCGAAAAGCUGGUGCAACAAGCUAUCGAUAACAUUAUCAGCGAAGGUGGUCGCACAACUAUCACGAUCGCUCAUAGACUAAGUACUAUACAAACAGCUGAUUUGAUCUGUGUGGUCAAGGGUGGACGCGUCGUUGAACAAGGCACUCAUUGGGAAUUGCUCAAACUCGAUGGUGAAUACGCAAGUCUCGUCCGCCAGCAAUCUCUCAAUGCACACUAG
Lichtheimia ornata is the source of this 3975-nucleotide messenger RNA. RefSeq lists its product as uncharacterized. NCBI's taxonomy places the organism in Eukaryota, Fungi, Mucoromycota, Mucoromycetes, Mucorales, Lichtheimiaceae. Gene Ontology annotation, biological process: transmembrane transport. The transcript is spliced from 14 exons. Gene Ontology annotation, molecular function: ATP hydrolysis activity; ABC-type transporter activity; ATP binding. Bases 1 to 3975 code for a protein of 1324 amino acids. Gene Ontology annotation, cellular component: membrane. The record is from RefSeq and is a predicted model, not a curated record.